AUGCAGACUGAAUGGGUCGAUGCCUUCGGAACCCCAAUCGUUUACAUUUUCGGUGUUUCUUCGGAUGAGGGAAAAGCCGAUGCUCGAGCUGGAUACGGAAUAGACUGGGGUCCAGUCAAGUCGAAGAAAAUCGGCGCUGUCGCAUUUGGAGAAAAGACCGAAUUGAGAGCAUUACUAACAGCGAUCUGGGUUGCCAUUAACGAAGCUUCCGAAUGUAAAAUACCCUCGAUUGUAAUCAGACAUCGUUCCCGGAAAUUGGAUGAAGCAUUGAAAAGAGAUCGCAGUUCAUUAGAAAAUAGCAAAGACAAUGAUGAAGAUCUGUUUGCAGCGAUUCAAGAAAUAAUUAAUAUAUUGCCUGUCAGCAUAGAAAGAACAAACGCCAUCAGGAUGUUCAACGUUGCAGCUCAACGAGCGAGGAGGACCAUCGGCCAGCAUUCUACAGCAGUUGAACCUUACACAAAUCAUCAAUUUGAGGAAGGCUACCGAAUCGUUGACAUUCACGGGGCCUGUUAUGAUGGCAUACCAAAUGCAAAAGCUGCAUAUGGUAUCUACUGGGGAGAAGGAGAUCCGCGAAACGAAAAUGGAACCGUAAACGGAAUGCAAUCUUCUUAUCGCGCAUAUUUCAUAGCACUGUAUCGCGCUCUUGCGGUGGCCCUCGAUUCGAACCACGACGAACUCAUAAUCCGAAGCCGAGGUGUAGAUAUUCACAACUGUAUCUCAAAAAAGAUAUAUCCAACUGAAAAAAAUCGAGAUCUUUUUGGGAAGCUUUGCAGUGUCAUGCCGCGUUUCAAAAAGCUAAUUCACUGGAUGUCCCAAAAAGAUUUAAAUGUGAAUGGACAGAUUGAAGCUGAACACUUAGCGAAAAUAAUUUCUGGCAAUAUUCCCAAACAUGUAACCAUCUUUGGAAUGGCUACAGCUAAUGACGGGAUCGGUCGAUACGGAAUUUACUGGAGGCCAGGCGACCGAAGAAACGGAAGCGGCUGGGUUGAAGGACCUCACUCACGGUUGUGUCUUGAGAUGGCCGCACUCGAAGUUGCUAUCAAGAAUGGAAUAGAUCAAUAUGUACAACAUCUUACGGUGUAUACCGAUUCCGAAGAUCUAAAAGAGUAUAUUACAAACUGGCGGCAUGUGUGGCGCGAUACUUCUUGGCCACCACCAAUGAGUUCGGUAGAUUCGAGUUGUGUGACUCUCUGCAGAGAUCUCACUUCGAUGCUUGACAGAAUAACUGUGGAAGUUCGGGACGGAAAAGAGGGGUACAUCGACGAAGCAAGGAAACUAGCGGACUCCGUUCAGGCGUUCCAAACUGUUCGUACCUAUGGAUCUGUACAAACUGGAAACAAUGAAGCAGUUGGAAGAUACGGGUUAUAUUGGCUCUUUGAUCAAACUGAAGCUGAGUACGGGUUUGUAGAUGGAGUUGCAAGUGAGAUCAGAUCGAAACAGACGGCCAUUAUCAGAGCUUUUCAAAUCGCACUACGAAAAGGAUUCACAAAAAUAGUGAUCCAGAGCGAUUUGAUCGAGAAAGAAGGUUUGGACGACAAGUUACAACGAGAAAUCAAAAAUUUCGAGAAACUAUUUGAGGUCGUUAGAUACGAGGAGAAUCAUUCAGACGAAUUCGUGAAACUACUCGAGACUAUGUGA
Molecule: messenger RNA, 1638 nt
Organism: Caenorhabditis briggsae
Lineage: Eukaryota; Metazoa; Nematoda; Chromadorea; Rhabditida; Rhabditidae
Exons: 10
Coding region: 1-1638 (545 amino acids)
Biological process (GO): DNA replication, removal of RNA primer
Molecular function (GO): nucleic acid binding; RNA-DNA hybrid ribonuclease activity
Source: RefSeq, a predicted model, not a curated record